AUGUCCUGCGGUGCCGCUGCUGACGUUGGAGGCCACUACUGCAGCAGUACUCUCAGCAUCGAACCUUGGAGUGAGGUCGUGUACGUCUCCGACAGCUCGGGGAUGUCCUCCUCGAGCACGACAGCGAACACCGGAGUGAUGCUCUUGGAGCUUGCCGGCCGGACGUUCGUGGUCCACGAGCUUGACCGCGGCGCGAGGAUCGCGUGCGGUGUUCUCGUGGCUGUCGAGAUGGCGAUCGUGGGCGCAGGCGACCUGGCUGCCGCAGGCACGGUCACCAUGGCCAGCUCUGGCGUCGCUUCCCAGGUCUUGACGUGGGACCUGACUGGCCUGGACACCGACUGCGCGGCUGGCGCUGGGGACGGCGUGUCGGACGGUUGUGGGAUACACGUGCGUACGUGGUCCACUUGCGAUGUGGCAGCUGACGUUGGUGGCCACUUCUACAGUUCGGCCCUCGACUCGGAUCCGUGGGCCGACUUCGUCUACCUGGCGGACCGCCUCGGUGCCUCGACGGGCGCGGCGGAAGUUGCCACUGGCCUCGCGCUCGCCAGCCAGGUGGGCAGGGCCUUCAUCGCCUGCGGCAUCGUAGGCGAGGAGAUGGCCAUGACCACAGAUAUGUGCACGACCAUGACAAUGUCCACGACCAUUGAGAUGUCUACGACCACGACCAUGGAGAUGUCCGCGGCAGAAAUGUCCACAGCCACGGAGAUGUCCACGAAGUCCCUGCGGCGGAAUGCGUUGUGGCACCGGUUGCACCUACCGUAUUGGCUGGAGCCUUUCCUCGAACAUCUGCCCCGACCCCUCGCGGACGCCAUCCUGACAUGUCUUCCGAGCCGCGUCCAGCCGGACAAGUGGACCCCCCCCGAGGCCGACAAAAUGAUGUUCUGGCACAUGCCGCUGCAGUUCGCGGGGCCUGUGACAGCCAAGCUGGUCCCCCGAAGAGCGAGGCAGGCGCACGCGGGAGUGGAGUGGGCGUGCUCCAGGCGAGGGCUCGGUGGGCGAGCUCUGCUGCUCAUCUGCGCGCCGAUCUUGUGCGCGCUGUUGCCGGCAGGCCCGAGCGCGCCGGGCUGCUUCGUGAGCCCGCGCCCUCCACGGGCUGCCGUCGGGCCUCAGCCCGGCCCCGUCGGCCAGCGCCACGCGGCCGCCGGGCCGCGGGACCCGCGGCCGUCGCAGCACCCGCCCCGGGGCCCGGCGGCGGCGGCGCUCGCGGCCCUGCUGCUCGCCGCGGCGGCCGCGGCUCCGUGGCCCGCGCUGGCAGCCGCAGCCGACACCAUGUCCGAAGAAGAGGCGCUCUUGCCAUGGGUCAAAGUCGUGCCUUACUACGGGACCAUAUUGUACUUGAUUGGACUUAUUUCCUUGCGAGUGGCUUAUGAGUAUUACAACUACGUGUACAUCGUCAGCGCCAUCUUGCUCCUGGGCCCGCCAGUCAUCAUCAACUUCUCGUACAAGUGGGGCCUCUUCGGUUUUUAG
Molecule: messenger RNA, 1467 nt
Organism: Prorocentrum cordatum
Lineage: Eukaryota; Dinophyceae; Prorocentrales; Prorocentraceae
Source: the annotation of a GenBank genome assembly